This is a messenger RNA of Cuscuta europaea, 2579 nucleotides long. NCBI's taxonomy places the organism in Eukaryota, Viridiplantae, Streptophyta, Magnoliopsida, Solanales, Convolvulaceae. The record is from the annotation of a GenBank genome assembly.
GGAACCAGAGGGGGGCGAGCCGGUGCUGGCGCCACCCCUUCGCCGGAGUUUUAGAGGUAGUAGUAUUACUAAUCGCAGGUCGAGAUCUCUGCGGCCAGACCUGCGCCCCGUCUUCUUCUUCGGCCAGACCUGCGCCCCGGCUAUGCUGAGAUCCACCCCCGUCUUCUUCUUCGGCCAAACCAGAGGUGUGUGUGUUUUUUUUAAUUAAAUCAUUUAGGCAAAACGACGUCGUUUGGUUAAGUGCACAGUAACGGCAGAAACGACGUCGUUCCUCUUGGAGUUGGAGUUGGGCACUUGGGCCAUUCGCCCGUUCCAGUCGCCCGUUCUCGGAUCUCUUCGCACUUCGCCCGUUCCAAUCGCAGGUCGAGAUCUCUGCGGCUAACUGCCUUCAUGUCUUCGCGACUUCGCCAAUCGCAAAUUUGCAGGUGAGCAGGGCCAGCUCCAGCCUCCAGGUCGAGUUCCGCCCCUGAGCAGAUCGCAGUCGCAGACGGUCCCAGACUCCCAGGCUUCGAGUCCUCUGUCCGCCAGGCCCAGGUCGAGUUCCGCCCCGCUGCAAAUCUCAAGGUUUGAUUUGAAAUUAUUUUGCAAGUUUAUUUUGAGUGAUGAGUGAUGAGUCCUCUGUGCAAUUAUUUUGAGUCCUCUGUGCAAUUAUUUAAUUUGAAAUUGGACUGAUGAGUGAUGAAUAGCUUUAAGGUUUGAUUUUAAUUUGCAAGUUUAUUGAUUCCUCAAUACAAUUGCUUUUUAUAGUAAUAAUUGAUUAUAAGCUUGAAUUGGUAAAACCCUAGACCGUAUAAAAUUGAAAUUGAAAGUGCUUUAAUUGUUUUAAAUUUUAAUUGAUUAUAAGUAUUUAAGAAUUUGAAAUUGAAAUCUUUUUUAACUUGUUAGGUUACUCAUGCGAUCAUGUCUAUUUUACAAUUUGUAACACGAGAGGGUGGACCUUCUAGACGAGAUAACGAAGAAAGUAGUAGAGAAAAACAUCCUCGUGUCGAAUUUGAUCCAAAUGAUAUUGUGUCUGAUCCUGGAUUACGUAAGCCAAUAUUCAAGUAUAAUUCUUUUAUUAGAGACCAGGUUAUGAGAGAAUAUUUAACAAGAGGUCCGUGUAGACCGAUUGGCCAUGUAUAUCCUAAGAGAGUGUAUGGUAAAGAAAAGAGAAGUUUUCAACCUGCUUGGUUUGAGAAAUAUCCAUGGUUGGAGUAUAGCAUUUCAAAAGAUGCUGCUUAUUGCUUGUGGUGUUAUCUUUUCAAAGAUUCAAAUAAAGGAAACCGAGUUGGAGAAGUUGCAUUUACCGAGAAAGGGGUAAAUAAUUGGAAAAAAGCACUAGAUAUAUUCAAUACUCAUGUUGGUGUGGUGGGUAGUGCUCACAAUAAUGCUAGAGUGAAACUUGAAACUUUUCAAAAUCAAAGACAAAGUAUCUCACAUUUGAUAAGUGCACAUGGACGGGAAAUAGAAGCUGCGUAUCGCAUUCGUUUAACCGCAAUUUUGGAUGUGAUACGAUUUCUGUUGAAGCAAGGUCUAGCAUUUCGUGGUCAUGAUGAGUCAUCUAGUUCUUUAAAUAAAGGUAAUUUCCUUGAAUUACUAGAAUGGUAUAGUCAAAGAAAUGAAGAGGUUGCUAAUACAUUGAAUGAGAAUGCUCCCGGAAAUAAUCAAAUGACAUCUCCAAAAAUUCAAAAAGAAUUAACUAAUGCUUGUGCAUUUGAAGUCACACGAGUUAUUCUUGAAGAUAUUGGAGAUAAUUUAUUUACUCUUAUGGUUGAUGAAUGUAGAGAUGUUUCAGUUAAGGAGCAAAUGGGAGUUGUUUUGAGAUAUGUGGAUAAACGUGGAUAUGUGAUUGAACGUUUCCUUGGCAUUGUGCAUGUUACUGAUACUUCUGCUAUGUCUUUGAAAAGUGCUGUUGAUGAGUUGUUUUCAAAGCAUAAAUUGUCUUUAUCAAAACUCAGAGGUCAAGGAUAUGAUGGCGCUUCAAAUAUGAGAGGUGAGUGGGAUAGUAAGUGGGAAAGGGAAAAAUCAAGAAGUAAGUUUGAGAAGACCGGGGGAUACUCGUUGGGGGUCACACUACAUAACUAUUGUGCGUUUGAUGUCUAUGUGGACUUCGGUUUUAAAAGCACUUGAAAAUGUGCAUGAUGAUGGAGCUACCGAGGAGCGGGGUAUGGCUUCAAGUUUAAUCAACAAGAUGGAGAAUUAUGAAUUUGUCUUCGUUAUGCAUUUAAUGAUGUAUUUGUUUGGAAUUACUAAUGAGUUGUCUCUUGCCUUGCAACAAAAAGAUCAAAAUAUUGUUUUGGCAAUCAACUUGAUUGGGACAAUGAAAGUUAGAUUGCAAGAAUUCCGAGAUAAUGGGUGGGAGAGUCUUUUAGAAGAAACAAAUACAUUUUGUGAAAAAGUCAACAUCCCGAUCUUAAACAUGGAAGAAGAAGUACUAAUUCGUGGGCGUAGUAGACGAAGCAGAAACACAACCACAAAUUUGAUUCACUUUCGCGGCGGAAUCUUUUGUGAGGUAUAUGACUAUGUCUUUUGAUUAUUUUUUAAUAUUAGUAUUGUAUUCCAUUAUUUUGAUUAUAUUAUUUUGUACUAUGUAUUAGGUU